AUGUCCUGGCUAAGGGUUGGAAUGAAAAUGAAGGGACUGUGGCAGAAAAUGAACAUGUGGAGAAUGAGGAGAUGGAGCAAGAAGGGAGCGGCAGCAGUUAUGCACAUAGAGCUAGACACACCUAUAUAUCAGCAGGCACCCUCGUUUGAGCAAAAAGAGUCUGUCCACAAUGUUUCACAAUUACAGAGUCGUAAAUUACCACCCCCUCCUGAAUUCCACAACUUCGGAUUACCCUGUGUGGAUGUCGUACUGGCACUGGGACUGGGACAUAUUCCC
Molecule: messenger RNA, 276 nt
Organism: Oldenlandia corymbosa var. corymbosa
Lineage: Eukaryota; Viridiplantae; Streptophyta; Magnoliopsida; Gentianales; Rubiaceae
Source: the annotation of a GenBank genome assembly